Molecule: messenger RNA, 2259 nt
Organism: Symbiodinium natans
Lineage: Eukaryota; Dinophyceae; Suessiales; Symbiodiniaceae
Source: the annotation of a GenBank genome assembly
AUGUCCCACAAAGGGUUUUGUCAAGGUGAUUUUCUGGAUGAGAGGAUCCUGGCGGACAAGUCUCGCUACAUGUCCUCCUGGGAAGAUUUCGUUUCCGAGGUUAUUCAAUUCAGCAGCCCCCUGCGCCAACCUUUCCGAGACUUGUCCAGCACUGUGACUGCAGGGAUUUGGCAAAGGGCUACGCUGUCCGCCGCAGAAAUUGCGGCAUACCGGACGGAGCAGAUGGCGCGUAUUCGUCGCGUUGUGGCGGCGGAUGGUCCUUCAACACAGCCUCGUUGGGGAGUGUUACAGCGUUUGGCAGAAGUGGCAGGCCAUCCAGAUAAGGCUUUGGCCGAAGAUGCGCAGCAGCCAGAUGGAUUCCGCUUGUUGGGACGACUGCCAGUAGUGCCACAAUGGCCACAACGCCCGGAACCUCUUGCUUGGGAUGAUGCAGCUCAUGUUCGAGAUCUCCAGCGUCUCUUGGACAAGCAUGCUGUUAAGCAGAAGGAUGGUCGCUUCAAGGUGCCUGGCAGCCACUCCGCGGAGCUUCACAGGCUACUCGAGGAGGAGACCACCAAAGGCUUUUGGACGUCCUACUCGUGGUCAGAGGCGCGUCAAGAGUUGGGAGACUUUGCUUGUUGGUUGUACUUCGGGGUUCAAGAACCAUCUAAGCUUAGGGGUUGCUUGGAUCCGGAAGAAGCCAAUGGUCCAUCGAUGGUCCUGCUGCCGAACCAAGUUCUCAUGGCUGGUUUGGAUGGCUACCUCUCGCUUUGCCAAACAGUGGCUGCCGCCUUCAAAAAGAAAGGGCAGUUUCCAGCUCUGCGGGGCUUUGCCGAAGAUUACGAGCACGGAUUCCGGCAGCUUCCUCUGUCCUCUUUGGAUAGAAAGCUCUUUUGCGCAACGGCCCAGGACAAGGAGGGGAACAUCAGAAUUUAUGUGCCCCGAACGCUUUUGUUUGGACCGCGAGGGUCCCCGCAUGUUUUCUGCCGAGUCACGGAUGCCGUGUCAGCCAUAGCUGCGGUUCUCUUGCUGAUCCCCAACGUUCCUCACGUGGACGAUUUGGUGGGCGUGGACACUCAGGAUGCAAUAGUGUCGGCGCGAGAGGCCUUUGUCGAGCUGCACGAGCUUCUGAAUUUCAGGCUCAAGGCCACCAAGGCUAGACCGCCUCGCGAUGCAGCGGGAAGUGCUUCAACGUUUGUGGCGCUGGGAGCUCUCCUCAGCUUUGACACCACGGAACACCAGCGGAAGCUAGGCUUGGUUUGCACCGUGGACAUGCCGCAGCAGAAAGUAAAGAAGUACUCGGACGUCAUCACGUCUACAUUGGCGCAGCGUCACUUAUCGGCUGCCGUGGCUGGGAAAUGUGUGGGCCAGUGGGACCAUUGUUCGGCUCUGGCCCUCGGCAAGUCAGGUCGUGCCUUUACGUGGCCUCUUAGGGAACUUUCUCGCGGCGGACAAGUCUCGUGGCGAGUGCUGCAAGCUGCUCUAGUGGGCUUCAGCAUUUUCAUGUGCGCCUCCGGCCCCAUGCCGGUGCAUGUUCCAGGCACGCUGGCUCGAAGGGCGGCCCUCAUCUUUGUGGAUGCUGCAGGGAGAGCCAACAGCUACAGACUCGGAGGAGUGGCUUGGGGAGCUGGUUGGUUCUGCUUUUUCUCUCAAGAGAUACGACCAGAGGACUCUAACCUGUUGCCUUGGCUGUCGGGUCACUGCAUAAAUGAGGCCGAGGCCUUAGCAGCUGUGGUGGCAUUGCUCACCUGGUCGGACCGGCUGGAAAACGUGGAUGUCUUCAUCUUCAUAGACAACGUGGCUGCGGAAGGUGUCUUGGUCAAGGCGUACAGUUCGUCGCCGCACCUUACAGUCCUAGCAGGGCUGUUCUGGCAGGCAGUCAGGCGGGUCAAAUGCUCAGCAUGGGUGGGGCGCGUUCCUUCGGAACUCAACAUAGCUGAUGGUCCCAGCCGAAAGCAUCAUGCAAUCUUGGAGCAGCUCCACGCUUCACAAGUCGCAGCAGUUCUGCCUCCGGCUUUCACUGCUAAUUUCUUCUUGGAAUUCUUACAGAGUUCCUGGGUCCAAGCAGAUGCCUCUGUCAGCCACGUGGCUCCGGGACCGCGUCCCGUGCAACCUUGCGCAACUGGUGCAGCAACCGCUGCGGGCCAUGACCGCCUACAGGCAAGCGUAGCAGAUGGUUCUCCUCCGCUGGCGUCAUCCGACCACGCGGUCCGUCAGGUUCCUUCAAGGGACUGGGCUUCUCAAGCAAGUCGCAAGCGUCGCCACCAGGGCCAACGCUGA